Molecule: messenger RNA, 968 nt
Organism: Sinocyclocheilus grahami
Lineage: Eukaryota; Metazoa; Chordata; Actinopteri; Cypriniformes; Cyprinidae
Product: CDGSH iron-sulfur domain-containing protein 1-like
Exons: 3
Coding region: 112-477 (121 amino acids)
Biological process (GO): regulation of autophagy
Cellular component (GO): mitochondrial outer membrane; intracellular membrane-bounded organelle
Molecular function (GO): 2 iron, 2 sulfur cluster binding
Source: RefSeq, a predicted model, not a curated record
AUAUCCAGUGACGCAAUCACGCAGAGUUUCCGCAGUGACGGCGCCUCUCGGGUUCAGCGUCUCAGACCUUGUGGUGCCCUUUAACUUGGAAGUCCAAACAACUGUACCGUCAUGGCAUCUCAAGUGCCAGGGCUUUCAGCUCUGACUAAACCCGGGUUAAUACCGGGUUUUAAGGUUUCUAAAGAUCAGCUGAUCACCAUCGUUCCUGUUGCAGUGGCCGCGGCUCUGAGCACCUACCUGCUGACACGCUACUUCAGUUCACAGAGCAGCCCCGAAAGCAGGGUCAACAUGUCAAUCAACAAAGACAGCCCCAAAGUAGUGCACAGCUUCGACAUGGAGGACAUCGGCAACAAGGCCGUCUACUGCCGCUGCUGGAGGUCCAAGAAGUUUCCAUACUGUGACGGCGCACACACCAAACACAAUGAGGAAACUGGUGAUAAUGUCGGACCUCUGAUCAUUAAGAAGAAAAAUCCCUAAAUACUCAGUGAGUGUGUGUGUUUGCAUCAGUGUUUUCCAUCCACUGGCGAUGAGGAUUUAAUAUUACAAUUACUGUAAUUCUCAAUGUUAAUGCAUCUCAUUCACACCAGGGCUUCCUGUAGCACUGCAGACAUGCAUCAGCAAACAUACUGUAUUUCCUGUAAACAUGCAGUUUUACACUUGGUCUUCCUCUCUGCCUCUAACACAAACCAUAUCAUUGAAAUGUGCUUUAAAUGUACUCAAAAAUAACUUGGCACUACAAUGCAGAUGAAUGUGGAUGAGAGGGGGUCAGAGCUACUACGCACAGUUUGAUGAACAUUUUGGUAAUUAUGACUUGAACAUUUGUGUAGUUUUUACUAUAUUAGGUGUAAAACUAAACCAGGUUCCAUUUAAAAACAGCAUAGAAAUAUAAUUUCUAUCAUGAUGUGUAAUUCGGAGGCCAUGUGUAUUUUGCUGUACGAUGAAGAUGUACAUUUUGAAUAAAUGUAAUU